AUGGAUGGACUAAUCAGAAUGGAGAGACAAAAGUUUCCUUUCACUAUUGAAAACAUAUUGAGCAAAUAUCCAAAUAGUAAUGGAGACAGAUGGACAUGUGGGACAAGUGGUGGUGGUCUAAAAGAGAGGGCAGUGAGUCCUGUUGGAGACCAGACAGAGAGUGUUCCUCACCCGUGCUUGUGCUGUUGCUACUGCGCCCACUGUGGGGACAUAUUCAGAAAUGACUUCAUUCAUGAAGCCUGUCCGUACGGAUGGCCCCCGGCGAUGCUCUCAAACCCAUGCAGGCUGGGAGAGGCUCACCGAGAGGAGCCGUCACCCGGUCAGGCGCAGAGGCGGACCAGGCGCCACCGCACCAUUUUCACAGAGGAGCAGCUGGACGCACUGGAGGAGCUGUUCCUGCAGAACCAGUAUCCAGAUGUGAACACAAGGGAGACAUUAGCACAGCACACUCACUUAAGAGAAGAAAGAGUAGAGGUUUGGUUUAAAAACCGAAGAGCAAAGUGGAGGCGUCAGAAAAGGCUAUCAUUUGACGUGGGAAAUACAGAAAACUAG
Xiphias gladius (swordfish) is the source of this 552-nucleotide messenger RNA. RefSeq names its product homeobox protein goosecoid-2-like. Lineage: Eukaryota; Metazoa; Chordata; Actinopteri; Istiophoriformes; Xiphiidae. The transcript is spliced from 3 exons. The record is from RefSeq and is a predicted model, not a curated record. The coding region runs from base 1 to 552 and encodes 183 amino acids. Gene Ontology annotation, cellular component: nucleus. Gene Ontology annotation, biological process: regulation of transcription by RNA polymerase II. Gene Ontology annotation, molecular function: RNA polymerase II cis-regulatory region sequence-specific DNA binding; DNA-binding transcription factor activity, RNA polymerase II-specific.